AUGUCCUCAAAAACAAAUAAUAAAGAAGAGUCAUCACAAACAACUUCAGUUUCACAGCAACUUGCUCGUCAAUUAGAAGCAGCUGCUGAAUCUGAUGAAGAAGAAAUUUCAGUUAAUGCUUCUGCUUUAAGUCUUGGUAUACGUGCUCAAAAAAAAUUACUAAGUAAAUUAUCAUCAAAAUCUGUAGCUAAAAUAUUUAUUGAUGAAACAAGUGGCCGUAUAUUAGAUAAUUUACAUAAAUUAGCACGUAAUUAUUCAGAACAUGAACUUAAAUUAAUUGAUGAAUUUCGUAAUCGUUUUCAUUCAUUAGCAAAAUCUAUAAUAACAUUAUAUGAAGUUGAUUUUAAAUUUGAUCGAUCUGUUUUAACACGUAUGUGUCAAGAAUGUCAAGAAUUAACACAUAAAAUUAUUUCAAAACAUUUAACACAAAAAUCUCAUACACGUAUUGAUUAUGUUUUUAAUUAUGUAUCAAAUAUUGAAUUUCUUGAAUAUUCAUUUAAUCCAAAUUCAACAAUAAAUCGUGCAAUUAUUAAAGAAAUUAUAGCCGAUAUGCAUACAUUGAUGGAUUCUGGUUUUCUUUAA
This is a messenger RNA of Rotaria sordida, 582 nucleotides long. Lineage: Eukaryota; Metazoa; Rotifera; Eurotatoria; Philodinida; Philodinidae. The record is from the annotation of a GenBank genome assembly.